Messenger RNA from Taeniopygia guttata (zebra finch), 3595 nucleotides. NCBI's taxonomy places the organism in Eukaryota, Metazoa, Chordata, Aves, Passeriformes, Estrildidae. The record is from RefSeq and is a predicted model, not a curated record.
UCUACCGGGGCCGGGCCGGGCGGGGGCGGUGCCCGGGUUCGAGUCCCGCGUCCGCCCGCGCCGCUCCGCUCCCGCCCGCUGAGCCGGGCCCCGCUGGCCGCGGAGAUGGGCGACAUGGAGUCCUACAAGGUGAUGCUGAAUGGGCCGGCACCCUGGGGCUUCAGGCUGCAGGGAGGGAAGGAUUUCAGCAUGCCACUCUCCAUCUCCAGGCUGACUCUGGGUGGGAAGGCAGCCCAGGCCGGCGUGGGAGUGGGCGACUGGGUGCUGUACAUCGACGGGGAGAGCACCAGUGCCAUGACACACAUCGAGGCCCAGAACAGGAUCCGUGCCUGUGGGGACAGGCUCUGCCUCACCUUGAGCAGAGCCCAGACCCAGCUGGGGAAGCCGCAGAAGGACUCACUCCCCUGCUCUGAACCCCUGAAAUAUAACUUCGCUCCCAGCACCGCCCUCAACAAAACCGCUCAGCCCUUCGGGGCCGGCUCACCUCCGAACCCGCGGCCCGGGCUGGUGACGAAACCCGUGACGUACGCGCCCCUGGCGCCCGCCUGCACCCCCCAGCACAACGGGCAGCCCCCACAGCUGCUGGAGUCCCCCAGCACCCCUGUGUGUGACCCUGUGAAGCUGCGGAUGUUAGAGGACAUUGAGGACUCAAAGCCCCACAGCUGGACCUCCCAGUCCCGUUCCUUCCGCAAACUGUCCCGCCUGGUGGGCGCAGACGCCAUGUUGUGCUACCAUUGUUUUCAAUAUCACAGGGAUGCCCAUGGGUCCAGCUGGGGCACAGUGGAGCAGUGGCAGCCUCCACAGCCUCUGGAGCCGCCCAGCACCCCCGGGUGUGAUCCUGGGAAGCUGAGGAUGUUGGAGGAUGCUGAGGACUGGCAGCCCCGCACCGGGACCUCCCAGUCCCUCUCCUUCCGCAAACUGGCCCAGCUGACGGGCACAGAUGGCAGUGAGUUCCCACAGGGCCUGGCACUGCCUGGGGGUGCGGGACUGUUUUGGCACAGCCAGAGGUUGGGAGAGGCAUGGAGGAUGGUGAGGAUGAAUUUAUUAAAAAGCCCAGGAGUGAAUGCUGUCAGCAUUUCCACAAGGCUCAUGUGUGUCUGGGCUUGUGGAUACGUAUGGGGAGGGGUGUGCUGGUCAGACACUGACUGUUGUGCCACCAUUCUUUCUGAUACUACAGGGAUGCCCAUGGGUCCAACUGGGGCACGGGGCAACAUCGGUGAGUGCCAAGUGUUGGCAGAGGUGUUGGCAUGUACCAGGGCACCUUUUGGAGUGCUUCCCUGUUCCAGAGCAGGGUCCAGUCCUGGUGCUGAGCUCCUGCCCUCUGUCACUCACAGGCAGCCCCCGCAGCCUCUGGAGCCCCCCGGUGACACUGUGUGUGACCCUGUGAAGCUGCGGAUGUUAGAGGACAUUGUGGACUCAAAGCCCCACACCUGGACCUCCCAGUCCCGUUCCUUCCGCAAACUGGCGCGGCUGGUGGGCGCAAGCAGCAUGGAUGAUGGUGAGGAUGAGCCCAUUAAAAAGCCCAGGGAUUCCCAUGGGUCCAGCUGGGGCAUAGUGGAGCAGCGGCAGCCUCUGGAGCCCCCCAGCACCCCCGGGUGUGAUCCUGGGAAGCUGCGACUGAUGGAGGAUGCUGAGGGCUGGCAGCCCCGCACCGGGACCUCCCAGUCCCGCUCCUUCCGCAGACUGGCCCAGCUGACGGGCACAGAUGGCAUGGAGGAUGGCGAGGAUGAGAUUGUUAAAAAGCCCAGGGAUUCCCACGGGUCCAGCUGGGGCACGGUGGAGCAGCGACAGCCCCCACAGCCUCUGGAGCCCCCCAGCACCCCCGGGUGCAACCCUGGGAAGCUGCGACUGAUGGAGGAUGCUGAGGACUGGCAGCCCCGCACCGGGACCUCCCAGUCCCGCACCUUCCGCAAACUGGCCCAGCUGACGGGCACAGACAGCAGCAUGGAGGAUCAUGAUGAUGUGUUUGUUAGGAAGCCCAGCCAGGUCUCCGUGCCGGACCCGUCGCCAGGAGCAACAAUGAAGACUGAGCCAGGAUUGGCCCCCAGGACCCCCAGUGCCACCCCCAGCCCCACCAGCCGCCCACCCUGGGCUGUGGACCCCUCGUUUGCCGAGCGCUACGCCCCGGACAAGACGAGCACGGUGGUGAGCAAGCACAGCCAGCCGGCCACGCCGACCCCCAUGCAGAACCGCAGCUCCAUCGUGCAGGCAGCCCAGCAAGCCCCCGAGGGGCCCGGCCGCACCCCGCUCUGCUACAAGUGCAACAAGGUCAUCAGGGGACGGUACCUCGUGGCGCUGGGACAUUAUUACCACCCCGAGGAGUUCAUCUGCUGCCAGUGCAGGAAGGUGCUGGAUGAGGGCGGCUUCUUUGAGGAGAAAGGCUCCAUCUUCUGCCCCAAGUGCUACGACACACGCUACGCACCCAGCUGCGCCAAGUGCAAGAAGAAGAUCACUGGGGAGGUGAUGCACGCACUGAAGAUGACCUGGCACGUGCAGUGCUUCACCUGCAACGCCUGCAAAACUCCCAUCCGCAACCGAGCCUUCUACAUGGAGGAGGGACAGCCCUACUGCGAGAGAGACUAUGAGAAGAUGUUUGGCACCAAGUGCCGUGGCUGUGACUUCAAGAUCGAUGCUGGGGACCGGUUCCUGGAGGCGCUGGGGUUCAGCUGGCAUGACACUUGCUUUGUCUGUGCGAUCUGCCAGACCAACCUGGAAGGGAAGACGUUCUACUCCAAGAAGGACAAGCCUCUGUGCAAGAGCCAUGCUUUCUCCCAUGUGUGAGGGGUGGGAAUUCAGCUGUGCCCACACAUGCCCCUGGCCCUGCAUGCUCCCCUUCCCCUGCCCUGCUGGCCCCAGGGAGCCAGGCUGGGCCCUUGGCCCUUUCCCUUGCUCCUGCCUCUUUCCUGGCAGCUCCUGGCUCAACUUCAGCCAGAUACAGUGCUGGGUCCAGAGCAUUUUAUAGCUGGGUGGCUUCUUACGUGCUUCUCAACUGGCCCUAGGAGCCCUGGAAAGGGGAUGCUGCAUGGAUCUCCUGCCCCUGAACCAUGCUGAGGCUGGAAUUGGAGGGGGUCUGCCACGGCUGGCCUGCUCCCUUGCUGCCUGGCAGCCCAGUGCUGGGGCAGGGAUACUCCUUACACAUCCCUGAGUGGGUGAGGACCAGCUUUUGUCUCACUCUCCCCAGCCUUCCCUGCUGUGUGCUUGGGGCUGGAGACCCAGCCCUGCUCCCCUGCUGGGGCCCUGCCCAUGACAACCCACCAGCCACCCUCAAACUGCUGCCGUGGCUUCCUGCCCCAGUUGCAUUCCAGGGGUGUCUGUGCCUCAAGCCCCCCACCCUGCUGCCCCACUGCUCCCCUGGGGCUGGCAACACCCCCAGCCUGGCGUGGCCCAGCCGUGGGGCUGGCAGCGUGUAAUGAUGGCCAGCCCUGCCAGGCUGCUGCUCCUGCAAGGCUUGGGCACAGCUUCCUACCAAAGAGCUCUCUGCCACUGCCAUCCUGGGGCCACUGAUGCCUCCCCCCAAACCACACCCUCCGGUUGGGCUGUGCUGAUGUAGCCACGGUGCUUUUAGUGCCUUUAAUAAACACAUCUCUGCAAGUGC